AUGGUAGGCCUCGCAGAACACCAGUCCCACAUCCUCGCCGUCGCCGUCGCCGUCGCCGCCGAGCCCCCGAACCACGCGGACGUCCCCGUCUUCCGGCGCGUCGACUACACCCCCGAGGCCAUCGCCCUGCGGUACCAGGACUACGCCGCCGCCGACACCACGGCCGGCUUCGUCUCGGCGUACCGCGGCAUCCUGAGCGCCGGCGGCGAGCGCGCCUUCGCCCCGAUCCUGCGCCACCUCGCGCGCGACGAGCCCACGCCGUGCCUGGUGCACUGCACCGCCGGCAAGGACCGCACCGGCCUGGUCUGCGCCAUUGUGCUGUCGCUGUGCGGCGUCGACGACGACACCAUUGCCUGGGAGUACGGUCUGACCGAGGAGGGGCUGGCGCCGCUCAAGGAGGGCAUCAUGCAGCGCCUGAUGAGUGCCGAGGGGGUCACGGUCGACGAGGCCGGCGCCUGGAGGAUGCUGAGUUCCCGGCCCGAGAGCAUGCUUGCUACGCUCCAGGUCAUGAGGGAGGAGUACGGCUCGGUGGAGGAAUACGUCGUCAACGAGUGCCGCUUGUCGCCCGACGAGAUCGAGCGGCUGCGGCGGAAUUUCAUCGUCGAGCCGCAGAACGGUGGUGUCCUGGACGCCGAGCGUGCGGUAUUAUGA
This is a messenger RNA of Metarhizium brunneum ARSEF 3297, 651 nucleotides long. The record is from RefSeq and is a predicted model, not a curated record. Lineage: Eukaryota; Fungi; Ascomycota; Sordariomycetes; Hypocreales; Clavicipitaceae.